This is a messenger RNA of Saccoglossus kowalevskii, 2343 nucleotides long. RefSeq names its product myosin-9-like. Lineage: Eukaryota; Metazoa; Hemichordata; Enteropneusta; Harrimaniidae. The record is from RefSeq and is a predicted model, not a curated record.
AUGGAUGUGUCACUUAGAAUCAGGGACAACUUAGAAAGUUUAUUGUCAGGGCAGAAGAAGUUAGUUGAUAUUAGCUGCAAUGUUCCACUAAGUUAUGGUCUGUAUUUAAAUUUACAUGAUGAUCUGCAGAAAAUGGGAAUUAAUAUACAACAAACCAUGCCAGAUAUAAUUAGGCUUUUUGACCCAGAUAUUGUUUUACCAGUGAAAAUUAGCAACUUAACAAAACGAGUACGCAGAAAUGUAGAGAAAGCUAGAAAAGAUGGAAAGGAAGUUCAAGUCUUGAGUACAGUUAUAGCAACACAGUCUGCAAAAUGUUUAUCAGCAGUGUUUGCAGAAAAGAGUGUCACACCACAAGUUUUGAUAUCAUGUAGUUUCACAGCCAGUCAGGAUAACAGUAUCAAGCUAGAAAUUAAGAAUGUGUUAGAACUUCGUAAUUUUCUUAUUAGAAACAAUCUUCCCUGGGCUAAUGCUUUAAAUUGGUUAAAUGUAUUUAUGCGGCCUAGUGCUGAAACAAAACUAAAUGUCACUGGAAUUAGACGCCAGUGGACUCGGCUACAUGAUGCAUAUUUAAAACUGAAAUGCAGCAAACAUCAGCAUGAGUUAGAUGACUUCCUAAGCAAGUCAUACAAAGCUCCAAGGACAAAUCCCAAUGAAGUCAGUGAAACUGUAAGUGAAACAAGUAGAAGUAAUCAAGAUCUGGAAAACAUUCUAGAAAGUUUGAGUAGAAAUCUUGCUGACAGUUACCAAGAAAUUAGCGAAAUUACUCAAAGUAUGGAAGAGCUUUCACGUGAGAAAUUAGCUGCACUAGAUAAAAUUAGUGAAAUGAGCAAGAAGCAAGACAAGUAUAGGCAGAAAUUGAUUCAAAUAAAUGAUUUAAAAGCAAAACUUGCAGCAUUAACUCCCAGAAAUUUCAACAAAAAAAUUAAAAGGCGAGAUGAGAAAAUAAAGAAGAUGACACAUCAGAUUGAAGAACAAAAUAAAGUGAUGAAAGAAUAUAUACAUGACAUAAACCAAUCAACAAGAGAUAAUGAAAUACUACAAGAGAAAUUAGAUCAGAUCUUAAUGGAAAAAAAAAACCUUCAGAAAAGCAAAAGUUACUGGAAAACAAAAGCCCAGUCAGCAAGUGAACACCAUUCUCAGAAAGUGAAGAGUAAUCUGGAACACGUGAAACAUUUAGAAAAUGACAAUAUGAAGCUACGUGAAAAAAUAGAAGAUUUGAUGGAUGCAAACGAAAUUAAAACCUUUGAAAAUGGAAAGUAUACAGAUAGUAUAAGACAGGUUUAUUAUGAUCUUUUGACACACAAUGUUUCGGUACAAAACUGCACAGCAGUUGUAAAGUCAGUGCUCAAGAACAUCCUGAAUGUUGAUGUUGAUAGGUUGCCAAACAGGUCAUCAUUGUCUCUUGGUUUCCAAGAAUUGCUUAGUGGGUCAGCUGAUGACUACAUGAAUGCUACCAUAGAAACAUUUGAAGAACUAGCUCAGUCAAUAGCUGUAAAUGAUGAAGAAAAAAAAAAUAUAUACGCACAACUAAUUCUUCGAAGCAAAAAUAUUAUGAGUGACAGACAUGUUGUGAACAAAAAAUAUAAAAGCAAGAUGGAAGUAAUGCGUGAAUCUUUAUUGCCUAUUGUUGAACAAAACUGGGACUCAUUUGAUGAAAAUGAAAAGACAAAAAUGAAAACUGUGAACCAUCUUCUAUGCGGAAUGCAUGUAUUGGUAAAUAUGGCUGCCGCAGCCAGUUCAGCAUGCAUUGAAUUUGAAAAGGAAAAACAAGAUCAAAUUAACACUGAAAAACUUGCUUGGUAUAAAUCUAAUCAGUCAUUUUGUUUUAAUUUGUUAUAUCAAGCGAGUAAAGGUUUUACUGAUGAGGGUUGUCAAAAAUCUGGUGUGUACACUGAUUUUGGGCCAUAUUUAGAAGAUGAGCUGAAAGAGAAAAAUAGAUUGAUAAAGUUUGAACACAAUAGAUUCAACGUUGCAUUUUACCAGGGAGCUGCAUUGUACUAUCACAAACAGCACAUUUCAGAUUUUCUGUCAUCAGGACGAUGUAAUUCUACAAAUAAACUCAUAAGCCAGGUUCAGACUGUUUUGGAUGAACAGGUUAUAAUUGCAGAGUGCAGAGCCCUUGGAAUUAUUUCUAAGCUGGUAACUGGACCUUUGAUGCGACUUCUGGAAAAAGAUAUGAAUUAUUAUGAUAUGAACAUACACUGGUUAGAAUUAAAAACCUGCCUAGCAGACAACGCGAUUGAUGCAACACCACUGUUGAAAGAAACAAAGUACAUUACCAACAGUUUAAUAAACAAGGAUGAAUCUAUGCUGCACUAUUCAAAGAAUGUAGUCCAGAACUAA